UCUCCCUUCUCAGUACGGCCCCAGCCCCCGGACGGGACGUGUGUGUGUUUGUGUGAGCCAGUGUGGGCGGCGCCGCUAGUCGUACAUCUGCCAUCCCGUUGACCAACCAGCCUCCGUUUUCUGUUGGAUUAUCUCCCGUGGGCUGCAAAGGGGACUCAGCUGGAGGGUUGCCGCUUCUGACCCAAGAUCGAGGCAGCGAGACUGGCAAUCAUAUAGAAGUUGAAACCUCCCUCUCACAAAGAUUUAAACAUGGUGGCGGCCUCCCAACACCGGCUUGUGGCCACGGCUGUCCUCGCCGCCCUGGCCUCCCUCGCCGCCGCCAGUGACCGCUGGGUAUGGAGCAGCCAGCGGGAGAACCGUCAGGCGUCCCCGCCACCGAUCUUCCUUCCCUUCAUGCCACCAUUUCUGCGGCGGGAGCUUGGGCGGCAGCUCGCCUCGGCGGCGUCCCCUACAGGUCAGCUCAGGAGGCCGGCAGGAACUGAGCCUCCACCUGUGAAAGAGGAACGUGUGGCUACACCCUUACUGGCAGGCCCGCGAGGCGUGCCCCAAGACGCCCUCGUGGUCCGUCCUCUUCCCCUCGACAUCUCCAAGCUGCCUUUAGAAUCCUCACAGGCGGAGGCGCUCCUGAACGUCUAUGCGCCGAACAACCAGGUCUUCCCCUCUAGCGGCCAACACUUGGAGCCAACCCUGCCAGGGGAGAGUCACCUCGUCACGCUGCCCCUGGAGCCCGGCACGCCCUCCCACCAGACCAAGGCAGGUCACGUCGAGGCGCUCGUAUCCACGCCAGACAUCUCUCUGCUGCCCCUGCAGGGCCCGGCGUCCUCAGCGUCCUUCAGCCCCGCCGCCUUCGGGGAGGUGAGUGUGUCUGGCCCGGAGGUCGCGGCGGCGACAUCCCCAACUUCCAGGGACGAGCUGGUAUUCCCGCUGAAGACCGGCAAGCAGGCGACCCUCAGAACGGCCCCGCCGCCCAGCUCUACGCCGGUCCCCUUCCGAAUCUUCUUGAGAGACUUCAGCGGCCUCGACGCCUCACCGUUCAUUAGCGGCGAGAAGCUGGGGGACGAGCGCUUUCUGAAGACCUUCGAGGCGCUACGGAAGGAAACCUUGACCCAGCACUCAAAGGAGAUUAACCUGGCCUUCCAGAACCUCCGGCAACUUUCUGAGGAGCACAACGAUCUUCAAGAUGAUGAUCGCAUGGUGUUCCCGAAGUUGCCCAACAGCCAGAGCUUCCAGUCCAGCAAGACGGCGCUUACACUCGUAGAGCCGCCGCAAUUCGGCGACAACGACAAAAGCUUAGGGUCACGGGUAUCCUUUUCUCUUCCAGCCCUGCAUCCACAGAUAAACACAGCCGCCUUAACAGCCGCCUCGCCGAGGCUUGAUGUAGCCUUGCCUGACCAUACACUAGACACACACACUGAAAACUCAUUGACGAUGGUCUUCAAGGAACCCAGGGCUCAGAGGGAGGGCAGACGGGUGCCUCCUCACGCGUGGCUGUGGCCGGGGGAGGCGCCGAGACGUGGAGGACCUCAGCACUUCGACCAGCCCUCCGUCCAUGCCCUCUAACACACACACACGCACACACACAGACACACACACACACACACACACACACACACACACACACACACACACACACACACCGUCAUGUCACAAAAUCAUCGUAGUUUUCAUCGCCUUCCUUCCAUGGUCUUAAGCUGCAAACUAGAGUUAGCAAAGUCUCGGGUACCUCUAGAUCUCCGUGGUGCGUCCGUAGCCGUAGUAAGGUAGACACUAACCUGUUAAGUAGCGUUGGAGUUGUGUAAUUUAUUGUAGGUUUACGCUAGCUUUAGUUAACAUUAAGCAUUACUAUUUUUUCCCAUGUUAUAUUUAUCAGGAAUACUUUGCCUUAGAUAUUUCUGUUCAAUUUUGUUAUAAGAUUUUUUUUGCCUACUUAGUAUCGUCCGCUAAUGAUGUCCGCCGCCCAUCGCAAUGUUGUUCGCUCUAUUGGCUUUCUUCGGCCUUUCUCUUACUAGCAUUCCCUCGGUGUCGGCGGUAACCCUUGACCUCUUGUACUGGGGGCUCAUGAUGGCUUCCUUGCUGGCGUUUUCUUUUUCUCUCUUCCUCCGCUUAACUUCUCUCAUGCGUUGUUUGUUACUCUAGCGACGGUGAGGGUGAACGGAUUAUGAAAAUAUAGUAACGUUAAUCAUACUUUUCCUCCCGUUCAACUACUCUUGUACGUUGCCUGUUACUCUAGCGACGGUGAAGGUGAACGGAUUAUCAAAAUAUAGUAACGUUAAUCAUACUUUUCCUCCCGUUCAACUACUCUCGUACGUUGCCUGUUACUCUAGCGACGGUGAAGGUGAACGGAUGAUCAAAAUAUAGUAACGGUAAUCAUUCUUUUCCCUCCGUUCAACUACUCUCGUACGUUGUCUGUUACUCAAUAUGGCAAAGGUGAGGGUGAAUGGACGAUCGAAAUACAGUAACGUUAAUAAUAAUGAUGACGUAGUUUGCUCUUACAUGGACGCGAAAUAGAUACGAGAGCGAGAGGCGUAAAUGUUUUGUGUUUAUAAUUACAAAUAAUAUGUGUUCAGUCAAAAAAUCCUCAAUAUUGUCUGAGGAUUUUUGUGUAUCCAAUAAUUCUCUCGUAUUAUGCUGUAGUAUAUAAAAAAAAUCAUAUAUAUAUUUCGCAUUUCUUUCGCUGUGUACUUAUGUAUCGAAUUUCCUUAGAGAGAGAGGUGAAAAAAAUAUGCAUAGGUAUGAAUACAUGAAAUAAAACUUACCGUACGCUAA
Messenger RNA from Eriocheir sinensis (Chinese mitten crab), 2766 nucleotides. RefSeq lists its product as uncharacterized. NCBI's taxonomy places the organism in Eukaryota, Metazoa, Arthropoda, Malacostraca, Decapoda, Varunidae. The transcript is spliced from 6 exons. The record is from RefSeq and is a predicted model, not a curated record. The coding region runs from base 250 to 1560 and encodes 436 amino acids.